Molecule: messenger RNA, 5429 nt
Organism: Anas platyrhynchos (mallard)
Lineage: Eukaryota; Metazoa; Chordata; Aves; Anseriformes; Anatidae
Gene: GABRR3
Product: gamma-aminobutyric acid type A receptor subunit rho3
Biological process (GO): monoatomic ion transmembrane transport
Cellular component (GO): membrane
Molecular function (GO): extracellular ligand-gated monoatomic ion channel activity; transmembrane signaling receptor activity
Source: RefSeq, a predicted model, not a curated record
CUAUCGUGAUUUAAUCAGGUAUUCUGAUACUCUGAUAUAUGUAGGUUGGAUGAGACGACAGCUUAACCAAACUGGCUGAGAAACAAGUAUUAUCUCUACCUGGAAUAAAUUCUUAUUAGUGUUAUUAUUUAUUUUUCCUUUUCCCUCUAAACUGUACUGUGAAUUAAUGGAACCUGUUAAGCGUCUUAUAUACUCUGGCAUAGCCAAAUAAACAUUUACCUUCUCUAGAAACUCCACCCUGGGAAUACACUAAGACCUGCUGGAAAUACUACCUGGCUAACCCUGGAUCAGGCUGCAAAUGGUCUUCUGUGAGUCUGGUGAAGAGGAAAGGACUAAACCAUGAACAACGUAGAGUGAGAGGGAUAAUGGGGUUGGAAACCGUUGAUCUAAUCUAACACUGUUACAUUUUUAUACUGAUUGGGAAAGGAUUUUUUUUUUUCUUUUCUUUUCAGUCACAAGAAGAUAGCUGUUCAACUCCUAAUGGAAAAAAAUCUGCAGGAAUUAUUUAGUAAUCUCCUCCUGGAAAUAAUUUGCAUCUGAUAGUUACUUCUGGGGCCAAAUAAAGUUAGUUGAGAAUCCCAAGGCACUUCUGAGGAGGCAGAUGUCUACAUCACAAAAUGAUUAUCCUUUUACGCUGUGGUGUUAACAGUCUCAGUUGACAGAAUGGCGGGUGUUUUUUUUUAUUUAUUAUUUUAUUUUGUUUUGUUGUUGUUUUUUCCCUCCCCCUCUGUUUGUCUGACUCAAGAAGAAGCCUACUGCUGGAAGACCUGAAUUACUUCUACUUCUGUCAGAUAGGGGCUGCGGAUUUCCAUCUCCCUACCUUUCAAUCUCAUCUCUCUCAUUUUGUAGAUAAAGAAAAAUUAACACAUGCUGUCAAUUUUGAUAAUUACUGAACUUGCUGAUGGUUUUAAAAGGAUAAAUUGAUUGUGUCAUCUAAGAAGAUGUGUCCAAUAUUGCCCAGUUUGAAGUCCAAAAGAAAUCUUACCACUUUUAACAGGAGAAGCUGGCAGUCUUAAAUUAUCUCUUAAGCAACAUUUUGUUAAUGUUUUGCAAUUCAGUCUGCCAUUGAACAGGCAGGGCAGUCUAAAAGAAAUGAAGAUAACAUUAGGGGUGGUAGAUAUUAUAUGUGCACAUACCUUGUAUAUUUAGGAUAAAUUAAAUAGAUAGCUGCAGAGCUUAGGGAAAAAAAAAAAAGAUUGUCAGUAUUUCUAAAUGUUAAUGGGGAGUAUUGAAACAAAACUUCAUUUGUAGGCUGGACAUGUUUCAUGAUAUUACGCUUUCUGUAUCUACAGACAAAAUGCUUUCUACUGCAGAUCACAGAAUCAGAAAUGAUCUUAAUGGUUGGGAAGACAAUGCAAUGUAGCCAGUUAAUGAAAGAGCUUGAUCUGUACAGAAAAUUAUUUUGAGCAGAUACACACAUACAUAGAAAGAAAGAUUAAUUUAGAGACCUUUGUCAUUAAAGCAGAUUUUUGUAUGGUUUUCUGUGGGAUUUAAGGGGGAUUAAAUGUUUGACAUCACUUUGCCUGCACAGGCUAUGUUGAAGAGGUUACUGAGCGAGUGAUGGAGAACUCAAAUAUGCGCCUAUGCUGAAAGAGUGGAAGAAAUGGAUCAGGCUGCAGCCUGGCAAAAAAAUUUGCUUUAUCUACUACAUUUCUAAAAGCAGGGUGCUUCUGGUAUGACAGCAGAUGCCACAGGAAUGUAGAGCUCAAGGAAUUUUAAUGAUUUGCCAAAAUACGAGGGGAACUCAGAGAGGACAUCAGAACUGGGAUGCCUAUGUCUUCUGUCUUCAGUGAUGCCUUGCUUCACAUGCAUCCUUUGUGUGAUAUGCUGUUUCUAAACAGUAAAAGCACUAAAAAUAAAAAGUCAGCAAGGUGGAUUGGCUGAUCAGGUGCAUUUCUCUUUUGGAAGAGAUGGUCCUGGUCAUGAAACUUCUGCUCCUCACCUGCCUGUGGCCAACAGCAGUGCUACACAGCUCUCAAAGUCAGCAUCACCAUCGUCAUCAUCGGCAACAUUUCUCAUUCUUAAGAAAACAUAACAGCAAACGAGAAAUUAAAAUGAGGAAACUUGACAGCACCAAAGUACGGCCACUUAAAUCUGAGCAGCUUCUUCGCAUAGAGGACCAUGACUUUGCACUGAGACCUGGAUUUGGAGGGUCGCCAAUACCUGUGGGCAUUGAUGUGCAGGUAGAAAGCAUUGACAGCAUAUCUGAAGUUGACAUGGACUUCACAAUGACUUUGUAUCUCAGACAUUACUGGAAGGACGAGAGACUUUCAUUUCGUAGUACCAAAAACAAAAGCAUGACUUUUGAUGGAAGACUGAUAAAGAAGAUCUGGGUACCUGAUGUAUUUUUUGUACACUCCAAAAGAUCUUUCAUCCAUGAUACAACUGUGGAAAAUGUCAUGCUCCGAGUAUACCCUGAUGGCAAUGUACUCUUCAGUCUACGAAUAACAGUUUCUGCUAUGUGUUUCAUGGAUUUCAGUAGGUUUCCUCUGGACACUCAGAACUGUUCGUUAGAACUGGAAAGCUAUGCAUAUAAUGAAGAUGAUCUGAUGCUAUACUGGAAACAUGGAAAUCAGUCCUUGAGCACAGAUGAACACAUCUCCCUCUCCCAGUUUUUCAUUGAAGAAUUCAGUGCUUCCAGCGGACUCGCAUUUUACAGCAGUACUGGCUGGUACAAUCGACUUUUCAUAAAUUUUGCACUCCGGAGACAUAUUUUCUUUUUUGUGCUUCAAUCCUAUUUCCCAGCCAUGCUGAUGGUGAUGCUGUCUUGGGUUUCAUUCUGGAUUGACAGAAGAGCUGUUCCUGCCAGGGUAUCACUAGGCAUAACUACAGUGCUGACAAUGUCAACCAUCAUUACAGGAGUAAGUGCCUCAAUGCCUCAAGUGUCUUACAUAAAGGCUGUGGAUGUGUAUUUAUGGAUCAGCUUCCUUUUUGUCUUCCUAUCUGUCAUCGAAUAUGCUGCAGUGAACUAUCUCACCACAAUUGAAGAGAGAAAACAACUCAAAAAAAGGGGCAAGGCAUCAGGAAUGUACAGUAUUGAUGCAGUGCAAGCAAUGGCUUUUGAUGGCUGCUACCACGACCCAGAUGUGGACAUGGACCUGACUUCUUUCUCUGACCGCUGUGAAGAGAACGCAACGCGGGCACGAGCAACCAGUGUCUCCAACGUGGGCCCAGCUCGCAUCAAGAGAAAGAGAUCUCUGAAAGGAAACGUGGGCAGGAUUAUUCUGCAGAACAAUCAUGUCAUUGACACAUAUUCCAGGAUUAUAUUUCCCAGUGUGUAUAUCGUGUUCAACUUUUUUUACUGGGGUUUGUACAUAUGAAAAGAAAUCAUUAUAAGCUAGACAUUAUUUUGUGUAUGACAGUAGCAUUGUGCUCUAAAAAUAAUGCAAAAGCAGUACAGGAAAUGGUUGAGAGUUUCUGAAACUGGCUUCUGUGUCAAACCGAGGCAGGUUUGUUUAGCAGCAAACCUGCUAAUGAAAAAUUCUCAUGAGCCUGUUUUUUCAGUUGGACUGUGUGGUGCUUUAUUGGGGCAAUCAAAUGCACACGCUACUGCUGCAGUAGCACAGAAGCAAUUUGCUCACUAAGGGAGCCCUUUAUCACACACCUAAACAGAUAGCAGCUCUUGGUCAAUGUAUGUAUUAUUCAGUGUCUAUCUAUACUAUAAUCAUUCCUCUUUAAUCAGCCUUUCUGUUUGUUCUCCACUUGUUGUCCAGGUUCGUUUUCAGUCAGCACCAAUCGCCUUCAAAUAGCUCCUAUCCCUAUUUCACAUGCUGCAUUUCUGUUUUGCUAGGCAACCUGUAUACACCUCUGGAGCCUUUGUCCUCAGAUAGUAGGGAAAGCAGGAAGCAAAGUUAAUGGGGCUUUGUACAUGGUGCAUCAUCAAAGCCUCAAGAAAAACCUUCACCCUGUCAGCUAUACUCGUCUUUCCACAGGAUCACUGGAAGGGACCUCUAUUCUGGAGAAAUCUUGAUCACUAGUAUCCGAGGUAGCAAAGGAAUAGCGUCCCAGAUGCAAUGCACUCCGUGUCCUACAGCCACCUGCCUGGUGGAUGAAUAGUGUCACCUGCACAAGGUGUGCCCUUCAGUGUGACACCUGCACACCUGUGCCUCAUGUUAGGCCUGCUGUAGUCACCUGCUUUCUGUAUAACUGCUCUUUUCAGAAACCUAGCCUUUGAGGAAGAGAUUUUAGAAUACUUUGUCAAGAAAGCAAACAAACCAUGUUUUUAGCAGAAUCUGGUUCUUCCAUUUUAUACUGUAUACAUGAACUUGGGUUUUUGUCCCAUCCUUGCCUUCACAGAUUGGAAGUUACAGUGAGGGGGUGCUUGCCUGCAGCACUUGUCCCUAUCACAGCUCAAGCUACCACACCAACACCUGAGAAACACAGGAAAUAAAAAGAAGCUGCUGUGCCAAAACAGAGCCAUAUACAGGAAACCUGCUGGUCCCAGAUGAGUCCUGCAUGGCACCCUUAGGUUGAAGGGUUAAUUCAACCCCUUUAGGUUGAAUUAAAGAUGUUCAGGGACACACACAAGAAGUGUUCACAGGUCCAGAAAAGAAUCAAGAUUACUUCUGUGGCUUUCCCAAAUGAGAAACAUUUUCCACUUAAAUUUCCUGGUUUUGUCUGUCAAUUAAUGAAGUGAGUUCAAAUGUACAAAUUCAGUUCAAAAUGAUAAUUUGUGAUAACAAAAAAUAUGAAAAGGUAAAUGUUUGGUCACUGCUUGGUUAAAAUUAGGAAAUGGGAAUAAAUUUGGAAGUCUGAACCACUCUCGGAUUUAUGAUUUUCCUACUCCAAUAUUGUUUCAUUAUAGCAUGGUGAUGUCUCGUACUGUUUCAAAAAGCUGCAUUUGUCAAGCUCUCAGUUACAGAGCUGGAAAAGCUGGUGACACAUUGCAUGCUGGCUGAUUGAAAUCUGAUGGAGUAAGUGGGUACUUUGGCAGUCAAGUCACUGCCAAACAAAUGAUCAGAGCUAAGACAGCUUUGAUACUCUUCCAGGAAAUCCUGACAUGGAAAGGAGAACUGUACCAGGAAUGACAAUGCUGGGAACAUAAAGCCAAAGGACACGCAGGGUUUUGGCAACAGCAACGGCACACCAGACCUCAAGCUGAGCAGAUGUGUAAUAUAAAUAUAUAAAAGAAAUCACCAUGUCAUCCUUGUUACUGCACUGCUAUUAUGAAUGCAUCCUGCACAGAUGUUCCAGAUUGCCUGAGAAGAUCCCAUCUAAUUGCUCCAGAUGUGUGCGCCCUAAACUUAUAGCAUGAACUAAUGUAACACCAUUGUUUUCACAUAAAUUUUUUAUCUGCCUUAUGGGAAGAGCUAUUUAUCCAAAUAAGAAGUAUUUAUCCAAAAGUAAAUCUUCAUCCUCUGACAGAAAAAGUACCCAAGUGCUUCUUGACCCAAAACAAUUCCCUCUUCUAAAUAUCUUGGAGGAUCUGC